Messenger RNA from Drosophila serrata, 2636 nucleotides. It is a transcript of the gene capt, whose product is annotated as adenylyl cyclase-associated protein 1. NCBI's taxonomy places the organism in Eukaryota, Metazoa, Arthropoda, Insecta, Diptera, Drosophilidae. The record is from RefSeq and is a predicted model, not a curated record. Gene Ontology annotation, cellular component: cytoplasm. Gene Ontology annotation, biological process: cytoskeleton organization; actin filament organization; cell morphogenesis. Gene Ontology annotation, molecular function: adenylate cyclase binding; actin binding.
UUGAGAGUCCCACAGUAAGUUCCAAGAAAAGAGUCAGCACUAUGUUCUCCUGCUGUCGGGCAAAUGCCAAAGCAGGCAAAAAGGAUAAGGCCAGCAAGGACAAGGAGGACAGCGCCGAGCCGCAGCAGGAGCAGGAGGCCAACGAAAAGGGAGAACCGCAGAUAAAUGGCAAACCGGAAAAGGAACCGCUUAAAGAUUCAAAAAAGGAGCCACCAGUGCAGGAGCCUUCCAUUAAGGCAGAAAAACCAACUGAAGCGGAUAAUCCGACGAAGAAGGAAGAGGCCCAGGAAAAUACCGACACUACUGUCAAUCCAACUCCGGCUGAAGCGGCUAAUAAAUCACCAACUUCAGCACCAGCACCUGAGCCAGCUGUAGAGGCAGAAACAUUAGCCCGCUCCACGCACUCCUCUACGUCCACGGCACCACCUGCUUCAAUGACCAGCGCCGGGGCGGAUGAAGAGGAUGACGUAGUGGUGGCGGCUGUUACAGCAACCACACCGCCACCCCAACCGCCACCUACGAAGAGCUGCCUUUCCAGGCACAACUCCACACAUCAGUCAAUCAAAAAGAAGGUGAACAUCAGCAACCGGGCGGAGAUCAUUGAGCCGGAACCGCUGUCUUUGCUUGUGAUUGCUAGCCAAAACCAAGGGUCGCUUCUGGACGACGAUGAGGUGUUCUCCGACUCACUGCCACCACCGAAGCGGGAGAGCAUGUGUGCGCCGUAUAUCGAGGGGGAUCUCGUGUCAGAGACACUGGCCUUUGCCCACGGAUUGCCCUCCUGGUUUGACGACGAGCGACUCAACGAAAUCGGUUGCAUCGAGCCACCGGUCACGCCGGUGGGACGCGACGAGCUGGAGUUGAAGCGCCAGCGCCUCUACACGGAGCUCCUGCGAGCCGCUCAUGCGGCUGUGGAGCACAGCGUGGCCGUGCGGGAUAACGAGCCGGAAGCCAAGCCCGCGGCUUCUGUCGAGCACUUGGAAAGCAUUUGCGAACGUUUGGAGACCCUCGUUGACCGAUUGGAACGGACUCUUACGGCGCCGCAGCAGUUGCAGCCUCAGCCGCUUGAAUUACCCACGCCCAUUCUCCCGCCCCCGCCAACCGAAGAAGAAGUAGAGGACGCUCUUCCAGUAGCAUUACCAGAGGUAGAAACACCACCACCACCUUCGCCGCCGCCGCCGCCUUGCAGCAGCAACAAUAUGAGUGUAGCAGGAUUCGAGGAUAUUGUGGCGGGUCCGCUUAGCCAAUAUCUGUCUCUCUCCGCCAAGAUUGGCGGCGAUGUAGCUCACCACGCUGAGCUCGUGAAGAGCGCCUUUGGCUUUCAGCUGCAGUAUGUGACGCUAGCCACGCAGAUCGCUCAACCGGCGCAGCCCAAGCAGGCGGAGCUUCUGAAGCCAACUUCGACGCAGAUCAGCGCCAUCCAGGACUUCCGCGAGAAGCACCGUUCCUCGCCCUUCUUCAACCACCUUUCGGCCAUCAGUGAGAGCAUCCCCGCUCUGGGAUGGGUGUGUGUGGAGAAGACCCCGGGUCCAUAUGUGAAGGAGAUGAACGAUGCUGGACAGUUCUACACGAACCGCGUGCUGAAGGAGUGGAAGGAGAAGGAUGUUAAGCACGUGGAGUGGGCUCGCUCCUGGGUGCAGACGCUGACCGAAUUGCAGGCCUAUAUUCGCCAGUACCAUACCACUGGUCUGGUUUGGUCCGGCAAGGGAGCUGCACCCGCUGGAGGUGCUCCACCACCGCCGCCACCUGGAGGCAUGCCCCCACCACCGCCGCCAUUGGAUCUGAGCGCCAUGAAGCUGGAUAGCGCUGGAGAUGAUCGCAGCGCCCUGUUCGCUCAAAUCAAUCAAGGCGCCGACAUCACCAAGAACUUGAAGAAGGUCACCGGGGAUAUGCAGACCCACAAGAAUCCCUCCCUGCGUACCGGACCGGCUCCCUUUAAGUCGCCUGCCCAAUACGGCGGAAGUUCGAGCAGCGCACCUUCGGGCCCGGCUCCUACCAAGCCUCCCGUGUUCGAGCGUGAUGGCAAGAAGUGGAUUAUCGAGUACCAGAAGAACAACACCGGACUGCUGGUGGAGAACGCCGAGAUGAACAACGUUGUGUACAUGUUCCGCUGCGAGGGCUCCACGCUGACCGUUAAGGGCAAGGUGAACAACAUCGUUCUUGACUCAUGCAAGAAGUGCUCGCUGCUGUUCGACUCUGUGGUGGCCUCUGUGGAGUUCGUUAACUGCCAGAGCGUUCAGAUGCAGGUGCUCGGAUCGGUGCCAACGGUUUCAAUUGACAAGAGCGACGGCUGCCAGAUGUAUCUGUCCAAGGACUCGCUGGGCGUGGAGAUAGUCAACUCGAAGUCCUCCGAGAUGAACAUUCUCUUGCCCGACGCAAGUGGCGACUAUACCGAGUUGGCUUUACCGGAGCAGUAUAAGACCACCAUUGUCGGCAAGACCCUAAAGACUGUGUGCGUAGACAGCCUCGGCUAAUGUGGUUGUGAUAGCCCAUGCCAGGGAUCCAAUCCGUUGCUUGUCCUCCAACCAUCAUCAGCAACAACAACAGCAUUAGCCAGUCAGCAGCAAUCAUAAUUGUAUUUAAUGUUAAGUGCAAAUCUUUCUUACUUCCGAGAUUCUGAUCAAACUUUUCGUACCAAA